Messenger RNA from Dromaius novaehollandiae (emu), 3813 nucleotides. Its product is annotated as membrane-associated transporter protein. The record is from RefSeq and is a predicted model, not a curated record. Bases 1206 to 3251 code for a protein of 681 amino acids. Lineage: Eukaryota; Metazoa; Chordata; Aves; Casuariiformes; Dromaiidae. The transcript is spliced from 12 exons. Gene Ontology annotation, biological process: transmembrane transport. Gene Ontology annotation, cellular component: membrane. Gene Ontology annotation, molecular function: sucrose:proton symporter activity.
CAGUUCUAUUUAAGAGCCUGACUGCAUUUUCUUAAUGCAGCCCCGUGAUUAUAUUACAUUUGGAAUUUCAGUUUGCUUGGAAAAUUGCUUCAGGAUGAAAUUUGUUGUUUUAAAAUAGCUGCCAAGAAUUAAUCCUUUCCUCUCUUUUUGGAAAAAUGGUAAGGAAGCUUAGCUGCACAAGUUUUAAACAAUGGUUAUUCCACGCUGGUUGUCAUUUCCGUCAAAAUUAAAAGUUAUUUGAAAUGGCCUUUGUUCCUUCAACUCAAAAAUAAUUAUGUUUUUUAGAAAGAAUUAACUAUAUGGCCUUAAUACAGUUUUUUUAGUCAGGCGCGUCAGGAAUUAUGUUACGAGAGGUUGUUUAACUUUUGUUUUGUAGUGUUUACCUUGCUAAAUAUUAGUUUGUUACUUACAAAAACUUCCGAAGCUGAGAUAUGUAUAUUUGACAUAUGCCAUGCCAAAGUGUCAGCCUUUUUACUACAAAAAAAACCUCUGACAUUUUACUAGAUGAAUGCCUGCAUGGGAGCAAGAAUUAUCUAGUAGGUCCUGACAAAUUAAAUAAACAAUUAGCAAAAGUCAUUUAACUUUCCAGCUGAUAACUCUAAUGAAUUACUGAAUGUUAUACACCUUUGCAAUAAGAUUUGACAGUUUUCUCUAUCCCAGAUGUAUCAGAGAACAAUAAACAUUGUCAAGUGUAAUCUACAGUGCAUCAAGGUUUUAACCCAACACCACUGAAGCCAAUUCAAAAACUCCUGUUAACUUCAGUAUAGAUGGGAUCAGCUCCCUUGCUCGGGUGGCUGACCUGAAAGAAACCAAGAAAAUAAUCAGUUGCACUGAGGGUGGCACACAACCGACACAAAAGAAAUACUCACCAGUUGCCUUUUGACAGACUUUUGUCAGGCUUUUUUAUUUGUCACUAACUCUAGGGCAAUAGGAAACCAGCAUGCUGUCUGGUGCUCAGGCUGCUUGCUGAAUGGAGAGAGGGCUCUAGAUUCUGGGUAUCAUCGUUGUCUUACAGAAACCAGAGGAAUAGCUUGUGUCCAGCUAAUCCUGUGCCUCACCCACAUGAUGUAGCCAUGAAAGUAUGCGAGUCCCUCCCCCAGCGCAGACAGAUUUCCCCUGGCAUAUGAUCUGAGCUCCAUGUCAGCCGGAGCAGGCAGCACUGACUUCCCCACCGGCCGGCCGGCGUGCUGAACUUAGCCAGAGCGAUGACUUUAACGAAAGAGAGUUUCUGUGGGGCUCUUCCACCCCCUUCUGAGGUGGCCAAGGCCAACAUGGACAACAUCAGGGAGGAGGAGGAGGAGGAGGAGGCUACGCUGCAGUCUGCGGUGGGGACUGGAAUAACGGAGCCAAGCAAGCGAGGGACAGGAAGGCUGGUCAUGCACAGCAUGGCGAUGUUUGGCCGGGAGUUCUGCUACGCGGUGGAGGCCGCCUUCGUCACGCCGGUGCUGCUCACUGUAGGGCUGCCCAAGAACCUCUACAGCCUGGUGUGGCUCAUCAGCCCUAUCUUGGGUUUCGUGCUGCAGCCCGUGGUAGGUUCAGCCAGUGAUCACUGCACCUCUAGCUGGGGCAAGAGGCGACCUUACAUUCUGGGUCUGGGCAUCAUAAUGCUGUUAGGCAUGGCUUUGUACCUCAAUGGGGACGUGAUGAUCUCAGCUUUCAUCACUGAAAGAGAGAAGCAGCAGACGUGGGCAAUAGUCACUACCAUGCUUGGAGUAGUGCUUUUUGAUUUUGCAGCUGACUUUAUUGAUGGCCCCAUCAAAGCGUAUUUAUUUGAUGUCUGCUCUCAUCAGGAAAAAGAGAAGGGUCUGCAUUACCACGCCCUCCUUACAGGCAUUGUUUCAGAGAGAAGAAAGCCUCAGAGAAUAUUUGCUAGAGAAGGAGUGGAGACCAGUGUUGCUAUAUGUUCAGCCAUUUCAUGGAGAGCUUUGUCGACCAGAGCUGGGGAGAUUUUUCAGGAUACAUUUGGUCUGGGAGGAGCCCUGGGUUACCUGACAGGUGCUAUGGACUGGAGUCAGACUAUACUGGGACAUUACUUGAUAUCAGAAUUCCAGGUGAUGUUCUUCUUCGCAGCCUUAGUUUUCCUAGUCUGCCUUACUGUGCACUUGUGCAGUAUCCCUGAAGUCCCUCUCAGAUAUGACAGUGAAGAGACCAAGUUCUUGUUGGAAGUGGAUGAACCCUGUCAGUAUAACUCCAUAGAGGAGAUCAAGAAUGGUUACCUAAAAUCAGCAUAUACUGAAAUAAAGGCUGCACCUAAACCAAGGAAAUGCCCUGGUCCAUCACAGACAGAGACUCGGCGGCGGAUGACCCUUAAAUCACUCUUGAAGACACUUUUAAGCAUGCCAUCCCACUAUCGCAAUCUGUGUGUGAGCCACCUCUUUGGAUGGAUGGCUUUCCUGUCCAACAUGCUCUUCUUCACAGAUUUCAUGGGACAGGUUGUAUACCAGGGUAGUCCUUACGCACCUCGUAACUCCACACUUUACCAUGCCUAUGAAAGAGGAGUAGAAGUUGGAUGUUGGGGGCUGUGCAUUAAUGCGAUUUCUUCGUCACUCUAUUCUUACUUGCAGAAAGCCCUUCUGCCAUAUAUAGGAUUAAAGGGACUUUAUUUCAUUGGAUACUUACUUUUUGGGUUAGGUACUGGAUUAACUGGCUUGUUUCCCAACGUCUAUUCCACUCUGGCUCUAUGCUCCCUCUUUGGUGUCAUGUCCAGCACACUGUACACAGUGCCAUUCCACCUCAUUGCAGAGUAUCACAGGGAGGAAGAGAACCUGAAGCUGCAGGAUGGAGACCAAGCCAGAGAGCACGAGCGAGGGAAGGGUAUUGACUGCGCUGCUCUCACCUGCAUGGUCCAGCUCGCCCAGAUAAUCCUCGGCGUGGGCCUUGGGCUCUUGGUUUGGUUGCUGCUACCUCUAAUCCUGCUACGUGAUGCCAAUGGAGAUGCUGCUAUCUGGGUGUCGGAGCCCACUGAGGACACAUGUAGCAUCCUGACCCUGCUGGCAUCUGGCCCCCAAGCCUUCAGCACUAGUGGCAGCCGUGCAAAGUGGAUCAUGGCUAAAGCUGAGAUACAGACCUGUGGUGCAGCUGCCUCUUAUUUGUUCUGUGCAGGAAUUUUUGUUGCUUUGGUUCCCAACAGAGAAGGUGCAUUUGGAGGCAAGAGCAGCAGUAGUGAGGAGAGGAGGCAGCAUCAACUUCUUGAGCACCUCUGUUUUCAGGUCCCUCUGUCCAUUAGUGCUGAGUGGGAAAGGGAAAAAUAGCAAGAGCAUGGGGUUUGUGUAGUGACAUGAGAGAAAGGAGAAGAUUGUGCCAGUGACGCCUUUUUUUUAAAGGCUGGGAGCACCAGCCUGGAGUUGCAUGACUGGCAGAUUGCCAUAUAAGUGCAAACAUAUCACAGAUGGUUUGCUUUUAUUUCAGUGUUCAGAUCUGAAACUUUUAAUUACAGGAAGUAUCGCCUUGCAAUAUGAUUUGCAAGUUAUCAGACUCCAGAGAUUUUAGGCGCUGAAAAUGUACUUGUUUCUUUGAUAACUGCUGAGAUUCUAAUGUAACACUUGAUUCCAAUAUCUAGACCUUUAAGAAGUAUAUCUCAAAUACUGUUAGACUGACAUAACAUUGCAAAAAUUUGCAAUAAAACAGUUGUUAAAACUAUACUUAUCUCUGAAGGAGACAGCACCUUAUCAAAGAGUUCCUAUUUUGAAUCAUGUGUUUAUGAAUUCCUUUUGUAAUAUUUGACUUGGAAUGACUUUAUAUCAAGUGUGCUCAAAAUGCAAGAUUUUAUUCUCUGUCCCUGAAAAUAAAAUCCCAAAUCUGAAAUUCAAACUA